Messenger RNA from Malania oleifera, 1491 nucleotides. RefSeq lists its product as uncharacterized. NCBI's taxonomy places the organism in Eukaryota, Viridiplantae, Streptophyta, Magnoliopsida, Santalales, Ximeniaceae. The record is from RefSeq and is a predicted model, not a curated record. The transcript has 5 exons. Bases 1 to 1491 code for a protein of 496 amino acids.
AUGCAGAGUCAGAGCACGAUCAACAACCAAAACUCCCAUGCUAUCAAUGACAUCAAAGGGACUCUCACUAAAGUAACCACCACUUUGAGUAACCAGGAGAAAGGAAAGUUUCCAGCUCAACCCCAGCCCAAUCCACAAGGGCACAGUCGAUCAUCUCAGCAUUCAGGUGAAGGGAGCAAUGUGAAAUCAGUGAAAGCUAUUACAACUUUGAGGAAUGGUAAGGUUUUGGGUGACCCUGCCCAUAGUGCAGGAAGUUCAGGUAAAAAGGCUAAUCCUUCUCUUGAUAGUGAUUUAUGCACUGUAAAACGCAAACUGAAUGUGCAGAAAAAGACCUUCCUCACUGAGCAACAACCUCAAGAACAUGAAGAAAUCCAAGAAGUCAAUUCACUGGAAUCUUUAAUUGUAGACACUCCUUGGUUAAACUAUGAUUGUGAUGAGCGGUGGGAGGAAUUAGAAGAUUCCCUUGAUUUAACUGAGUCUACUGAUCAUUUUUCUUCACUUUGUAUUGCAGCUCUAAAAUUUCUACUGUCAAAAAAAGACACCAAGCCAAGACUGGAAAGGUGGAUACUUCUACUUCAGGAAUUUGAUCUCACAAUAAAAGAUAAAAAGGGAGUGGAGAACGUGGUGGCAGAUCACCUUUCUCAGUUUCAACCAGAAGUUUCUGAGAAGUUUUCUUUAAUUUCUGAUAAAUUUCUUGAUGAACAAUUAUUUGUCGUUGAAUAUUUACCAUGGUAUGCUGAUAUUGUAAAUUUCUUGGUUACAAGGAAAACUCCACCUCGUUGGAAUGCUCAAGACAUAAGAAGGUUGAAGGCUGAAGCUAAGAAUUUCUUUUACGAUGAUCCUUAUCUCUUUAAAUAUUGUUCAGAUCAGAUCAUUAGAAAGUGUGUGCCUAACAAUGAAAUUUCUAAUGUUUUAAAUUUUUGCCACACGGAAGCUUGUGGUGGGCAUUUUUCCGCCCACAAAACAGUGGUUAAAGUUCUUCAAAGUGGGUUUUAUUGGCCAACUUUUAAAACCAUUUUAGGCAUGUCUCCAUAUAGAUUAGUGUAUGGUAAGGCUUGCCAUUUGCCUGUAGAGUUGGAACAUAAGGCGUACUGGGCAAUUAAACAAUGCAAUUUUAACAUUGAUGAUGCUGGUUGUGUGAGAAAAUUGCAGUUAUCUAAAUUGGACGAGCUGAGGAUAGAUGCCUACAAUAAUUCUAAAUUGUCCAAGGAGAGAAUGAAGAACUUUCAUGAUAAACACAUUCAGCGUAAGACUUUUGAGCCCGACCAACAGGUGCUAUUGUACAACUCUCGCCUACACUUGUUUCCUGGUAAGUUAAGGUCUCGGUGGAGUAGACCUUUUGUGGUGAAGACUGUUUUUCCUCAUGGUGCUGUAGAGAUUCUGAAUUCUCAAAAUGGUAAUGUUUUUAAGGUUAAUGGUCAAAGGCUCAAGCCUUUUAUUUCUAACUUUGCACCUGAGGAAUCUACUGUACAUUUGCUUGACCCCACUUAG